Messenger RNA from Arachis duranensis, 372 nucleotides. RefSeq lists its product as uncharacterized. The coding region runs from base 1 to 372 and encodes 123 amino acids. Lineage: Eukaryota; Viridiplantae; Streptophyta; Magnoliopsida; Fabales; Fabaceae. The record is from RefSeq and is a predicted model, not a curated record. The transcript has a single exon.
AUGACAUUGGAGAAAGCUCUCUGUGAUUUGGGUGCCAGCAUCAAUUUGAUACCCCUCUCAAUGAUGAAAAAGCUUGCCAUAGAGGAAAUUAAACCCACCAGGAUGUCACUUGUAAUGGCAGAUAGAUCAAUCAAGAUUCCCAAUGGAGUUAUGGAAAACUUAUUAGUAAAGGUUGGAGAGUUCAUCUUCCCUGCCGACUUUGUGAUAUCAGACACAGAAGAAGAAGGAAAUAAUUCAAUUAUCCUGGGAAGACCCUUCCUUGCCACAACAAGGGCCAUUAUUGAUGUAGAAAAGGGAGAGAAGUUUUUCAGGGUGCACAAUGAGCAAAUGAUCAUCAAUGUUUUCAAAUUAAUUCAACAUUCUCCUGAGUAA